Molecule: messenger RNA, 1091 nt
Organism: Eupeodes corollae
Lineage: Eukaryota; Metazoa; Arthropoda; Insecta; Diptera; Syrphidae
Exons: 3
Coding region: 265-870 (201 amino acids)
Source: RefSeq, a predicted model, not a curated record
UAUUUAAGUGGACUCUAAAUAAUGAACCAUACCAAUAAUCAAUUUAAUAGUCAGCUUAACGCUAAACGUUACUCUAAAAUUUAGAGUAGAGAAACGCGCGUUUAACUUCGUGAUUAAGUGUAAACGUCAUGUUUGUGCUGUCAUUCCGACAGGUAGCAAAAGAAAUUUUUCGUUUUUCUUUUAUCUGUUUCAAAUUUAUUUUUGGCCGUGACCGUGACCGUGGGUUCAUAAAAAUAAACAAAAUUAAAAAAAGAGUAAAUUGUUAUGGCAACGAAGCGAAGUCGGUCCGUUAACUGGACACCAGCAAUGAAGGAGUUGCUGGUUGAAGCAGUAAAGCCCUUUUCAAUAACAGUGGAGAGUAAAAUGAAUGAUGGGAAGACUCUCAAAGCCAAAUUUGAAGCUUGGCAGAGCAUUCAAGAAAUGUUCAAUGCCACUGGCUAUUGCUUUACAGCAAAGCAAAUAAGGGAACAAUGGAAUCGGCUGAAAACGCAAGCAAGGAGCAAAAUAAGUGCUUUCAGUCGGUCUCAGAAGGAAACUGGUGGGGGAACACCCCCCAAAGAACCUUCUGAGAUCGACAUUGAAAUAUCUGCAAUGUCGUCGGUCGAUUUCCAAUUGGAUAGUGCGGAAUUUGAUAGUGAUGCAAUUCAGGCAUAUGAAAUCGAAAACAUACCACCACCUGAAACACCACCACAAGUUAAAACAAAACCCAAAACAAGGUCACAAGAUGUGGGCAAAUCACCACCAAAAAGAUCGGCAAUAAAAAGGAAAGCAAAAAAGCCAACAAUAUUAACAUCUGAAGAAUUAAUAAAAAAAAGAAUUGAACAAGUUAAAAUGGAAACAGAAAAAAAACAAAAAUAUCCUGAUACUUAGGAAAAAGUAUUAUUAAAAAAAUUGGAAGUGCAAGAGAGAAAGCUUGUGUUGGUAGAUUUAAAAAUCCAAAACAUGGAGCAAAACAAUGUUUAGAGUUGUUAUUUUUUUUUAAGCCAAUGAUUGAAACAAAACCUGAACACAGACUGAACUGUGAUUUUUUUUUUGUAUGAUAAAGUAGUAUUAAGCUUUUUUUUCAUUCAUCGUUCCUUUAGAAUUAAAUA